AGGCAACCAGCUGCCGAGGGAGGAACCCUAGCGGAACAGGUGACGGCGGCGCGCUACCGGUGACGGGGGAUACGGCGGCAUCGUCCUCCUCGGCCCCUCCUCCAUCCCCGGCGUGGCGGCGCCAGCAGCCGGCCUGCAGAAGAUUAAAGGAGCCCCAGGAGCCCCAACUUUCGGAGGACGACCCAGCUGCCUUCAAAGUUCAAAAUCAAAAUGACGGUGGUGAGGGUGGACGAGAACCCUGCGCCGGAUGGAGAGAACUCUCCCCUAGACGAUGAGUACGUCUCGGCCGACGAUGAACACGUUGAUGAUGAAGACAAGGAGACCGAUAGCAUCGACGACUAUGAAAACCCCAGCGGGACGCCCCAGAUGAAGAAGGGUCCCUGGUCGCCCGAAGAGGAUAAGCGUCUCAAAGACUACGUCGAGGUACACGGCGCGGGGAACUGGAAUAAGGUGCAGCAGAAUGCCAGGCUCAACCGCUGUGGCAAGAGCUGUCGUCUCCGCUGGACGAACCACCUCAGGCCCGAUCUUAAGAAGGAGCCUUUCAACGCUGAGGAAGAGGAAAAGAUAAUCAAGCUUCACAUUAGACGGGGCCCCAAGUGGUCCAUGAUGGCCUCAUAUUUGCCUGGCCGCACAGAUAAUGAAAUAAAGAACUUUUGGAAUACCAGAAAAAGAAGAAAACAGAGAUGUGGUUCGCCUCUCUAUCCAGAAUAUAUGCUUUCUCAGGUUAGUCAUAAAGACAUGGACUUUGAAACUCUUGGAGAGUCACAUGGCAAGAAACGGUCAAAUGAGUGCUCAAAAGAAAAGGUUGUUGAUGUGCAAGAACUUGUGGAUGAGUUAAUUGUAUUUGAGCACCUUGACUAUGGUAAGGAUAUAGUGUUUCCAAUCAGACCUUUGAAAUGCCAUGCAUCUACUGGCAGUGUGCAAAUUUCUGGUGACAUUCGGAAAACCUUUUGUCCCACUGAUUUGAACUAUGUAAUGACAAAGAAUCAGUCGGUGCCUGUUGGUAGUGCCAUUGGCAGUGGCUAUCCAGUAUAUGGUGGCAGACUCUCUACUUCAGGGACCAUAUUCGGUUCCAUUCAGACAGAGAUUCCUUCGAUCCAAAGUUCCAGCUAUAGCCCAAGUAAUGACUGGUUGGCUCAAUGUCCUUCGGCUUGCAUUGAGCAACGGAUUCCAAUGGAAUGCAAUACAAUAUCUCAGUCAAAAGCUUACCUUAUGAUGCAUUCUUCUUCAGCUUUCUGUGCCCCUGAACAUGAUGCCUGUUCUGAAACUCAAGCUCCAGACUUAUGUUCAGGUUCAGAUGUUGUUUUCGACCCCAGCCAAUGUUAUCCAGUUGCUAGUUUUUCUGAUCUUGGGAUCUCGGAUACACCACUAACAUCAGGUUUCUUGAAUGAUAUAACACUAGCAAGUUUGUUGAAUGUCAAUUUGAAGGACCUGUCACAUCUCAACCGACAGGAACCUACCAAUGAUACAUCACUUGGAGGAGCAAGUUUAUUGAAUGCUAAUUUGAAGGACCAGUCACAUCUCUCUCAGUGAGCUGGAAUGCAUGUGCCUGACUUGUGGGGGCAUGGUUUUGAAAUUCUCAGGCCAACUUUCCUUCACUCGAGAGCUUGAUAGAGAGAAUUCACGAGGAUGGAAGAGUAGCAGAGAAGACACUGGACCUGCCAAUGUAUGCCAAGUACAAAGACUCGCCUUAUCUGAGAAACCCUUCGAAGCACGGGAGUACUAUCGGUGGGACCCAGGCUGAGAUGGAUUCCAAGUGAGAAGCCCCCUGGAGGGCCACUAGAUAAUCUGUUACUUAUUUGCCCUAUGGUAAAUGCGUCGGUGUUGAUGCAGAAACAAUUGGACUCAUUGUGAGCUUACUCGCUUCUUUUCGAAAGUAGUUAGUAUUCCUCGAAGUGGUGUUUUUACCUUGUAAUAAAGGAAAAAAAAUAAAGUGGGGUUAUUGAAACUUGAGAGUCAAAUACUGAGAUGUUAUGCGCGUUUUGAUUUCUGAAUUAAUCGAUCGGUAUCACUUGUACUGUUUUUAUACGACGAUGCUCGAAACCAUUCAUUUGUCAUUUUAAUUUGAUACACUUGAAGUC
Messenger RNA from Zea mays, 2081 nucleotides. RefSeq lists its product as uncharacterized. The record is from RefSeq and is marked provisional. The coding region runs from base 211 to 1533 and encodes 440 amino acids. The transcript has 4 exons. Lineage: Eukaryota; Viridiplantae; Streptophyta; Magnoliopsida; Poales; Poaceae.